AUGGAGAUCGCAAACCGCGAGACGUAUGGUCUCCUUUCAGUCCUUCUUCUUCUUCUUCUUCUUAUACGGCAAUAUCCGGUUGAUUCAGCGAUCCAAAACUUCAUUCUAAGACGAAUGCGUAGAAGGCGUCUGCGAUUACGACUUUUACAAUCACUCCAGAUGUUGUAUUUGUUCUAUAGAAAUCGUCGCCUGCAAGUUGCUCGCCGGCCAAGACGUGCUUGGGUAUUUCCUCGUCCGCAGAACUGGUUCCAGGAACUUUUAAACAGCAGAGCUCUCGAUCGCUGGAGGAAGGAAAACUUCCGCGUGUCUCGGGCUACUUUUGAGUAUAUCUGUAGGCUGGUAGGGCCAGCAAUAGCGCGACAAAACACUAGAAUGCGUGACGCUAUUCCAGUUGAAAAGCGAGUGGCUGUGAGCUUGUGGCGUUUGGCGACUGGCGAGUGCUACCGCUCAUGUGGACUGAUGAUCGGACUGGCAAAACCUACAGUGGUUAAGUGCUGUCAUGAGUUUGUAGAAGCAAUUUGCCGUCUGCAGGAUGACUUCAUAAAGUUUCCUUCUACAAGGGCGGAAAUAAGCAGGAAAAUUGAAGGUUUCUCUGAGAAGAGCAAGGUUCCGAAUGUUGUUGCAGCGAUUGACAGUAGUCACAUUCCUAUAAAAGCACCAAAAGAGAAUCACGAGGACUACUUUAACCGGAAACAUUUUUACAGUUAUUUAGUACAAGGGAUUGUUGACUCUUCGGGACUCUUGUCAUCUGUUGCCACUGGGUUUCCCGGGAGUCUGCAUGAUUCUCGAAUGCUGCGACUAAGCGAUGUGUACUGGGCCGCCGAAAACGAGGACAUUCUCAUGGAACCUACCCUAGAUUUGGGGGGAACCGUUAUUCGCCCACUUGUGCUGGGAGAUUCAGCGUACCCAUUGAAGACCUGGCUUCUACCGGUUAUCAAAGAUAAUGGAGCCCUUAACCGAGACCAGAAGAAGUUCAAUAAGGAACUCUCUAAAGCACGAAUAGUUUCUCAGCAUGCGUUUGGUUUGUUAAAGGGUAGGUGGAGAGCACUACUGAAGCGCUUGGAUGAGGAUCAUUGGAGAAUCUCAAACACCAUCAUAGCAUGCUGUGUACUUCACAACAUUUGUAUUAUUCGAGGGGAAGAAUUUGAUGGAGAUGUCGAGGACGAUAGCGAUGAUGACGAUGAUGAUGACAAUGGAGUUCCCAGCCAGGCUGCAAACGGUGUUCGACUGGCUGUAAUUGAAUUUGUAGCAAAUCAAUAA
Pocillopora verrucosa is the source of this 1260-nucleotide messenger RNA. RefSeq lists its product as uncharacterized. The record is from RefSeq and is a predicted model, not a curated record. Lineage: Eukaryota; Metazoa; Cnidaria; Anthozoa; Scleractinia; Pocilloporidae.